AUGAAGGACCACGCCGAGGCCCUUCCCUCUCAUGAGGUGUCAGAUGCUUCUGCCCAAGACGAGGUUGCUGACUCCCCUACCCAAGUCGGCAACACCGGUGCCCAAGAGCCUAGGCGCCCAGAAGGAACAUCUGAGCCUCAGAUACACGGGUUCAUGCUAGGGGGCGCUUGGCGAAGGACCGAGGCCCGGCAAGAUACUGCACAAAGGAUCAGUGACUCCCCCUCUGCGGGUGAGCGACCUAACAGCCCGUUGGCUCAGCCCGAACAGGGGCCACAGCCAGCCUCGACGGGCGAACAAUCGUCAAGUCGCACUCAAGAUACAGUAGCUAGAUCCUCUGCGAGACCACAUGUGGACUAUGAGACAGGAGCUGUUGAACCUUUCCCACUGUCUUAUUACGCCCGUCCACCCGAAAGUUACCUUCGCAUCAACCCGCACAGGUCUUCCCCCGGCACUCUGCUUAAUCCCACUAUGCGAACGACCUUAGGUCUGAACCCGCUCAGGCCUUUCCCAGGCCCGCAGGAUCCUUCCGUUGUUCCAGGACCGGCAGCGUCUGCAGUCUCAGGCGCACAAAGCUCCUCAGCCACACCCACGGAGGCCUCAAACCCAUUCAGUGAUCCUCCGAGGCCUUCCGCGCCUGAUCCAUUCCCUGGGCGUGGAAUUCCCUACAGUCCACGGGGCAUGCUUCAAGCAUGGCUCAUCCGACAGCAGCGGCUAGCUGGCAUUCCUGAAACAAUGCUUCGGCCCAUGGGAACUGCCCACAGGCCCCCCGCCAGCCACCGCCCCGCGCCGCCCGCUCCUGGCGCGACUGGUGACCCUGUGCCGCCUAGUAUCGGCUCUGCUUCUGUCUCGGAGGCAGUUCGAUCCAACCUUCUGGUCACUCCAGGUCCCCAUGCUUUCGGUCAAGAGUCCGAUCCAGACUCUCCGGAUCCUGGUUCAUCCCCCACGUCAUCCGGACUUAUAUCUGCUCCUAUCUCGGAGUCAGAUUUCUCGGGGUCGGAUUCAGAUGACUCUCUGGUUGCUCCAAGCUCCCCUGAUUCUGAUCACCUGGCUGUCCCAGGCUCUCCUACCGAAAACCCGCUUGAUGAUCCCGACCUGACGAUUACAGGCUUGGAUACUGCUAGAGAUUUUGCUCCUGCUGAAGGCCCGCAGGAUGCUUCUAAUCUGCCGACUGCUGGUUCGGACCAUGGACCGGGUCCCAGUAGCACUUCCAGCCAACCGGCUGCUUCAGACUAUGCUCCUGCCCGAGAGUCACAGGGUGCCUCCAAUGUGUCGACUUCAGGUUCGGAUAAUGCUCCAGGCUCUGUUGUUACUUCUGACUUGCCGGCUGCUCUGGAUCCAGCUUCAAGAUCAGAUGAAGUUACUCUGGCUUCGCCUUCUGUGCCGAUAGUAGGAUCAGAGAAUCCGAGCCAGCAUGUUGCGCAGAGUCUUUCGGCAGACUACGCCCCUGAUCCUCGUCUGAUAGCCCUCUUGCAACCUCUUAGGCUGCAUGCCACCGGAGAACCAGAUUCGCCUGCUAUGCAGGACUCACCACCAGAAAGCGGUGCGCAUGAAAACAGGGAGACUGCUAGACUUCACCUUCAGUCGCGAGAACGAAACGCAUCGUUCAUCGUGCUCAAUCGCACUGAUGCUGACUCGAUCAGUUCACAGGAAGCCGGUUCGCAGGAAGCCGGUUCGCAGGAAGCCAGUUCUCGGGAAGCCAGUUCUCGGGAAGCCAGUUCUCAGGACGAUCUCGGGGUGGAGACGUCCUCCAUCGAAUCACAGGGUUCAGAAGAUAUUCCGAAUCCGAUUCCCUCUCCCAUACCAGAUGGGGCUCUGGCUCCCAGCCCCUCGCUUGCAUCAGCAGAGGGAGGUGCGAGCGCUAACGCCUCUCCUGGCGAGACUUCGGAGACCAGCGGCGGAUUGCCUGUUACAUUCGUUUGGGCACAGGACGAUGAAGAUCAGCCCAGACAGCGUUUCGUCAUUGAUGGAACGGACGAUGGGCUUAUCUAA
Penicillium bovifimosum is the source of this 1989-nucleotide messenger RNA. RefSeq lists its product as uncharacterized. The transcript is spliced from 2 exons. Lineage: Eukaryota; Fungi; Ascomycota; Eurotiomycetes; Eurotiales; Aspergillaceae. The coding region runs from base 1 to 1989 and encodes 662 amino acids. The record is from RefSeq and is a predicted model, not a curated record.